Spinacia oleracea (spinach) is the source of this 1628-nucleotide messenger RNA. RefSeq lists its product as uncharacterized. Lineage: Eukaryota; Viridiplantae; Streptophyta; Magnoliopsida; Caryophyllales; Amaranthaceae. The transcript is spliced from 9 exons. The record is from RefSeq and is a predicted model, not a curated record. Bases 387 to 1628 code for a protein of 413 amino acids. Gene Ontology annotation, molecular function: cysteine-type peptidase activity. Gene Ontology annotation, biological process: proteolysis.
AAAAACUGAGUAUGCGUUCUUUUAAAACAGUUCACAUACACAUGUAUAAUAAAUAUGUGACUGUUUCUUUCAUUAUUCACAAUGUUCUUUUAUAAACAAUUAUUUGUUUUUUUAUUCGUUUGAUUUGUUCUUUUUAUUAAUUCUCUGUCUUUAUACAAUUAUUUAAUGGAUCUUUUGUUUCUUUUAUUCGGAAUGUUCCUUUCAUAUAUUUCUUUAUGUUCUUUCUAUAUUUACUUUAAUAUCUUCCUACUUUUAAUAUUAACUUAUAUGUUCUUUUUCAUUGCACUUUUGUUCUUUAAUUCUUCUCAUUGUGUUCUUUGUUCCUCCUCACAUGUUCUUUUUUUUUUUUUGUAAUACACAGAGAACCUGAAAAUGUGAGAUCAGAUAUGGAAGGUUUAAUCCAAGGAGCUGAAGAUGGAAAACCAAUGUCUCCAACCGUUAGAACUGAAGACUCCGAGUUUCAGACUAUGGAAGGUUUAAUCAAAGGAGCUGAAGAUGGAAACCCCAUGUCUCCAACUGUUAGAACUGAAGAAUCCGAGUUUAAUACUCCAACUGCUGCUGAGUCGCAGACUGAAAUGGAAACUCCAUCAAUAUUCCUGAACACUCCAAGUGCGGUGUACUCGCAACCAGAAAAUGCACCUACAUCUAUGAACAUAGAUGAGGAAGAGGAUCCAGAUAACGUACAAGUACCUAAACUUGUUAAGAGAAAGAAAAAUGUUCCCCUCAAGUUACUGUCACCCUUCUUAACUCAGUAUUCACACCUACUGGUUGGGGAAGAACAGUUGAAUCAAAAGGAAAAGGACAUGCGAUGCGUACUGGAUUAUGCCUUUGGAAAGGGAAGCCCAACUCAGGUGUUGUACACUGAUGAUUGGAAUAUAGUUACCAGAGAAGAGUUUCAAACCCUAGCUCCCAAUGCGUGGGUGAUGAAUAAUGUUAUUGACACUUUUGCAAGAAUACUGAAUGAUGAUCCAGAUCAAAGUGUCAAGAGUAACUUGAAGUUCUAUUUCUCUACAAUCCCUUUCAAUAUGCUCUGCCAGAAUGAACCGUAUGGUGGAUCACAGGAUAGUCAAGCAACCGAAAGCAAACGCUUAGAAAAUUUUAUUUUAAGUGUACGCCAUGAGUAUGAAACUGCUGGUGUGAAGUCUUUGAAGGGAUUCCAUCUGUUGUUCUUUCCAGUCUGGUCUGGUGAUCAUUUUUAUCUCAUUGUAAUCAACCAAAAGGCGAAGAAGGUGGAGAUCAUUGACAAUCUCUCCUUACCUGAAGGAAUUACAUAUGAUGAUAAAUAUAAAACAUUUGCAGAAAGAACUUUUGAAGCAUGGACAAUAUUUUCUGAACAAGAAGGACAUCCUUUGCGGAAGGCACAGAUUUCAGCAUAUGAAAUUGUGUUGCUUGAAAUGCCAUGGAAGAACAGAACAAACAAGACUGAUUGUGGGGUAUAUGCAAUGAGGCAUAUGGAGACCUACAAAGGCAACCAGACUUGGAAUUGUGGUUUCAAAAACACAGAUGAAGAUAAAGACUUUAUUUGCAGGCUGAGAAUGCGGUACGGUACUGAAAUCUUAUUAUCCGUUCUGAACAAAAGGCAUGAGCUAAUGUAUCUGGCAUUGAAGAGAGCUAAUCAAGUUGAAUAG